Jatropha curcas is the source of this 1257-nucleotide messenger RNA. Lineage: Eukaryota; Viridiplantae; Streptophyta; Magnoliopsida; Malpighiales; Euphorbiaceae. The record is from RefSeq and is a predicted model, not a curated record.
AUGUUUUGCUUACGAAUCGUCUCUAACAACCGUAUCAUCAGAAUUCCAAGAUUGAAGUACGUUCCAGCUCUUUCUUCCACUUGUGUCCAAGAAGUCGACGCUUUGUCUUCUGAUUGGCUGCCGUCCAUCCACAGCAUGUUACAGCCUAUUCGAAAUCUUGCAAUGAUAAAGUCUCAGAUACCUCGCCUACCAGAGCUAUUCAAAGCCGAUAGAACUUUUCGCGGCCUUUUUUUGAGUGGAGCAAUCCAGCAGUUUCUCGAAGAAGCAGCAUGGACCUUGGUUUUCUUGAACAGCAGAGAAGGCUUGGAUGCUUUUGAAUUGAGAGAAAAGUUUAUACACGAGCUCGAUGCCUUUGCAAUAUUGAGCACAUUUAUGCAGUGCAUUAUUCGUGCUACAGUUAAUUUGGCUUUUGAGAAAAUAGUUCUUGGACAUUUUGUGUCUUUGAGUUGGCAGAAUCUAGGGAGAGAGAAAUGGCUCAUACUAUUUCUACAACCAUUGAAAGAAGCUGCUCAAGCCUCGGAAUCAACCAAUCUCUUUCGAGAAAGCCACCAGAUCUCGGACGCAAGAAAUACUAUAUAUAUGUGGCUUAAACUUUAUGUAUAUUUUGCAGAAACAACACAUGAAUUCAAUGCAAAAGAAGCUGAUUGGGGUUUUACAUCUUUUGUUCCUCUUAGCAAAAUAAGAGAUCCUAAAGAAAAUUAUCUUGUGGACGAUACUCUUAUAAUAGAAGCUGAAGUUACUGUCAGCAAUAUUAUGCAUCCUUCAGUAUCAGUCGAGCCAAAAAAACCUAAACAACAAAGCAUCCAGGCACCACCUCCUCCUCCACCACCUCCUCCAGUGAUCGCUAAGGAAAAGGAACUUCCAAAGGAUCCUUCCGUCGAGCCUAAAGAUUCCUCCCAAGAUGUGCAAACUAAAUCUAAGAAUAUCCUAACAGAGCUUUCAAGCAGAACUACAACCCAAAGCUCAUCUUCAACAGAUGAUAUUUCAGUUUCACCUCAGCCUGAUAAUUUGCAGCAACAAAAUGAAGCAUUGGCAGGAUUCUUUAACAUGUCAUUAGAGGCUAUCCAACAGGCCAACGUCUUUGGCAAUAUUGAAGAAAUAAUCCGUACACUUAUUCCAAAUACAAACGAUUUGCAAAAGAAAACAGUUCUUGAAGAUCUUGCCUCUCGAUUAAAAGAGUUUCAAGAAAUAAUCCCUACUGCUAAAGCCACUGUAGAAGCAGCUGAGAAUCGUAAGGAUCUUUGCCUCCUCGAUUAA